Messenger RNA from Helicoverpa zea (corn earworm), 1530 nucleotides. Its product is annotated as WD repeat-containing protein 13-like. The record is from RefSeq and is a predicted model, not a curated record. The transcript has 11 exons. The coding region runs from base 130 to 1428 and encodes 432 amino acids. Gene Ontology annotation, molecular function: promoter-specific chromatin binding; protein binding. NCBI's taxonomy places the organism in Eukaryota, Metazoa, Arthropoda, Insecta, Lepidoptera, Noctuidae. Gene Ontology annotation, cellular component: nucleus.
UUUUGUUGCCAAAUAUUCACAAAAUGUUGUUUUUGUGAUUAUUUACUUUGAAAGUAGUUAAUAAAAAUAUGAAUAUAAUCAAAUUGGUGCACAACCGGAUAUUUAACUUGUAAAUAAUUUAUAGUAGCGAUGGCGGCGGCGUUCCAACAGCAGAUAUUUGCACUGGAUGCACGGUUCAAUGCGUACAGAGCACCAAAUAAUCCGAAUUUCAAAACACUGUACAUACGUCGCCGAAGUCAACUUCUGAGAGAGAAUGCAAAAUUUAAGGACAUAGAAACUAUAAAGAAAUACAUAAACGUUCGGAGUCAGCUGCUACAGCGAAGGUAUGGAGUUCAGGACAACAUCUCCAUCAGCUCAUCUUCCUCUCGACAGCGGUCCAGUAGCAAGGCUAGUAUUCUGGUGGAUGAAGGUCCAUCCAGCACAAACGCUAAGAAGAAGAAUGACAUGACCAUAUCAGAGAACUAUGCAUUCUCUGGAGUUCAUCACAUAUUUGAUCAGCAUACUGAACAAGUAAGCGUAGUGAAGUUUGCGAACAAUGACCGCUCGAAGCUCUGCUGUGGCUCUGACGAUGGCACGGUGUCCAUCUGUGACGUCACCGCCUCCCCCCCGCGCGUCUCCUUCAUACUGGAUGGUCACACCAAGCCUGUUACGGGUUGCGACUGGUCAGCAUCUAACGAGUUGUUGGUAACGUGUGCACUGGAUGGGGCGCUUAGCCUGUGGGAGGUGAACGCGCGGCGCCGCCUGCGGGCCGUGCCCGACCAGCUCGGAGCACCCCUGCUCUGCUGCGUCUUCCAGCCAGCUAAUAAUAAUAUGGUUAUUGCUGGGAAUGCAAGAGGAAUGGUGGAGGUGCUCAAUAUAUCUACUGGGAUUUACCCUAGAGGUGGUAGCAGUAUUUUGGGAGGUCGAGUGCUUUCAAUAGCAUGCGAAUCCAGCGGCAGAAUGUUCUGGGCGGCCAAUGACAAAGGUGUGAUAGUGAGCUACCGCAUGGACAGCGCGGGCGGCGGGCUCAGCAAGCUGCGGCGCUGCGCGGUAGGCGGCGCCGUCACCUGCCUCAGUUGGAGCCCCUGGCUUGCGAGGCACCCUGCCUUGCUUGUCAGCGCUGCCGAUAACUCGCUGUAUCUCUUCAGGAUAGCCGACCGCGAAGGCAACCUUCAACUGAAGAAGCGUUUCGACGUAUUACACACUCAACACAGCGUCAAGUCAACGUUCUGCCCCAUCAUGUCGUUCCGCAGAGGCGUCUGUGUGGUCAGCGGCAGCGAGGACUCCUGCGUCUACUUCUUGGACAUAGAGGGGCAUGCUGAACACCCGGUCGUUAAUAAGUUACAAGGACAUGCGUCUCCAGUGAUCGGCGUGAGCUUCAGCUACGACGAGAGCCUGCUGGCCACCAGUGACGUCACCGGCCUCGUCAUCAUAUGGCGACGUAGCUGACCGACCCCACACCGACACACUUAGAUCUGAUACUUAAAGUAUUAUUACGUUAAACAUUCUUUAAUUUAUUGUAAAGAUAUAUAAAUAAAAGGCUUAUAUUGA